AUGGUUUCUCUUCUAGAAAAUAUGACAUUCCUAAUAUUGAUCAUUUUCUCUGGAAGAACCCCUCUUUCUCUCUCACUCCCUCUGCAACAUUUUAUCUACCACACUCUCUCUGCACAUCUCUUUCUCUCUCUUAAUUUCUCUCCUAUUUCUCUAACUUACACUCUUCUUUCUUUUUCUCACAUUCACCUACUCUUUCCAUCUUUCUUUACUUUGCAUUUUCUCUUCCUUUUUACUUCUCUCUCUCUCUGUCUGCUCCUCUCUCUCUAUAUACACCUCUUCUCCUGCUAUCUCUCUAUAUUUUCUCUCUCUCUCCUUCUCUCUUUACUUUGCAUUUUCUCUUCCUUUUUACUUCUCUCUCUCUCUCUGCUCCUCUCUUUCUAUAUACACCUCUUCUCCUGCUAUCUCUCUAUAUUUUCUCUCUCUCUCCUUCUCUCUUUACUUUGCAUUUUCUCUUCCUUUUUACUUCUCUCUCUCUCUGCCCCUCUCUCUAUAUAUACACCUCUUCUCCUGCUAUCUCUCUAUAUUUUCUCUCUCUCUCCUUCUCUCUUUACUUUGCAUUUUCUCUUCUUUUUUUUCUCUCUCUCUCUCUGCCCUCUCUCUAUAUAUACCUCUUCUCCUGCUAUCUCUCUAUAUUUUCUCUCUCUCUCCUUCUCUCUCCAGAUUGGUAUUUUUCUCUCUAUUUUCUUUAUUGGUUGGGAGAGUAAUUUGUUUUAUUUAAAUUAUUUUCCAUUUUCUUUUUUCCUGCCUCUUCUUCUCCUCUUCCUCUUUCUUCUCUUUAUUCUUCUUCUCCUUUUUCUUCUUCUUUUUUAUGCCAUGUAUUUUCAAAAAAUUUUGUUCCUUCAUCCACCUUUCCAAUUAGAAUUAUUCCACUUGGGUUUUUACUUUUUUCUUUUUAUCUUCUCUUUCUUUCUUUCAUUUCUUUUCAUCCUUUUACUAUUAUCCCCUCCCUUUCUAAACUUCAUUCUCUUUUCUUUCUUCUCCUCUUUUAUUUUUACUUUACUUUCUUUUUUCUUUUCUUUCCUUCUACUUUCACAUUAUCCAUUUCUCCUCUACCUUCUCUUUUUACUUUCUUUUCAUUUUCUUCUCUUUUCCAAUUGUUUUGUCUCUACAUUUUCUCCUUUUUAUAUUACCUUUCUUUUUUCCUCUUUCAUUUUCCAGUUAUUUCUCUUCUUUUUUCCCUUUUUAUCUUCCUCUUUCAUUCUCCAACUAUUUGGAUAUAAACUUUUCUUUCUUUCUCUUUUUCUUUUUCUACUUUUAUUUUCCGGCUAUUUUUUUCUCAACCUUUCUUUCUUGCUUUUUCUCUUUCUUCUUCACUUUCUUUUUCCUCUAACAUUUCUUUUUUCCUUUUUCUCUUUCUCCAUUUUUCUUAUCAAGCUCUCUUCUACCUUCCUUCUAUCUUCUUCUCUUUCUUUUUCUUUAUCUUUAUCCUCUUCUUUUGAUUUUCCAACUUUUCUUUCACUACCAUUUUCUUUCUUCCUCCCUUUUUGCUCUUCUUUCAUUUCUUUUUAUUUCUCUACUUUCCUUCAUUUUUCCUUUCUCCUCUAUGUUUUCUUUCUUUCUUUUCUCUUCUUUCCUUCAUUUUUUCCUUUCUCCUCUAUGCUUUCUUUCUUUCUUUUCUCUUCUUUCCUUCACUUUUCCUUUCUCCUCUAUGCUUUCUUUCUUUCUUUUCUUUUUUUCUUGAUUAUCUCAGCAUUUUUUCUCCAAUUUUUUCGGAUGUUUUCAAUUAUUCAAGCUUAUUUCUUUUCCUUGUAUGUUUCUUUCUUCUCUUCAUUGUUCUGA
This is a messenger RNA of Acanthosepion pharaonis, 1779 nucleotides long. Lineage: Eukaryota; Metazoa; Mollusca; Cephalopoda; Sepiida; Sepiidae. The record is from the annotation of a GenBank genome assembly.